Messenger RNA from Protopolystoma xenopodis, 669 nucleotides. Lineage: Eukaryota; Metazoa; Platyhelminthes; Monogenea; Polystomatidea; Polystomatidae. The record is from the annotation of a GenBank genome assembly.
UUCACCGAACUGAUUGAUGAGCGUAUUCGUGCUCUCAUGCGAACUGAACUGGCUAAGGCCGUCUCCGCUGAGGCUGGAUUAGUGUGUGCCAUGCUGCAGUCCAAAUUAUGCCACUCAGCCACACAGCCUGGGUCCCAACCGAUUGCAUCUGACUCUAUUGAGGUUUCAUUCCCAGGAGAGGCACAGGCUUUGCCAAAGGGGAUGAGCACAUCACUUUACGAUUUUUCUUCACCAUCAAGUGAUGCCAGAAUGCAAAUGCGCAACAUUCGAUCAGAAAAGCCCUUAGAAUUGAAGGGAGUCGAGCAUCAAUCGUUGGCUAGUACGGAUUUUAAUGCUUUAAAUGCCAACCAUUUCAUGCCUAAUCGGAUUGCUUUAAACAACCCCCCUAUUUCCUUCUCUCUCGUUUACUCACCUUUAUUUGCUGAUCUGCUGCCACCUGUAGAUGAUCACAAGGCUACUUCAUGCUGGUUAUCUACUGUCCCGAGUUCUAUGAUUCCAUCCUCAAACCCUCCCGAUGGCAUACCCAUAGUGAUGACCGUCGCACCCACUGUCGUUUCUGAUACCACUGCCUUUUGUCACUCGUCAGCUUGUAUGGGGCCUACGCACGUAAAGCUGAUUGGUUCACCGCGUUGCCAACAUGCUCAUACUGUAGGUUCCGUAGCAAUAUAA